Molecule: messenger RNA, 4279 nt
Organism: Dromiciops gliroides (monito del monte)
Lineage: Eukaryota; Metazoa; Chordata; Mammalia; Microbiotheria; Microbiotheriidae
Gene: XDH
Product: xanthine dehydrogenase
Molecular function (GO): xanthine dehydrogenase activity; iron ion binding; FAD binding
Source: RefSeq, a predicted model, not a curated record
GCUAUAUGGGAUUGGUGGAUAUUAUGUAAACAGUAGAAGUUCCUGCCAAGGACUUUCUGUGCCUGUUUGUCACUGGCUGAUUUACUUUCAGUUUUGAGUUAAAUUGCAUCUGGAGACGAGGUAUUUCUGCUUGGUACAAAGCAAAGACAGCUGUGAGGGGCGACCUGAGGGUAAAGUGUGGGCAGCACAGGGUCUUCAGCCCAUGACCAUGGCGUCUGAUGAGUUGGUUUUCUUUGUCAAUGGCAAAAAGGUGGUGGAGAAGAAUGCAGAUCCAGAGACAACACUCUUGGCCUAUCUAAGAAGAAAAUUGGGGUUAAGUGGGACCAAGCUUGGCUGUGGAGAAGGUGGCUGUGGGGCCUGCACGGUGAUGCUGUCCAAGUUUGAUCGGCUCCAGAAAAAAAUCGUUCACUUUUCUGCCAAUGCCUGUCUGGCCCCAAUCUGCUCCCUACAUCACGUCGCUGUGACAACCGUGGAAGGAAUAGGAAGCACCAAGACCAGACUGCAUCCUGUACAAGAAAGAAUAACCAAAAGUCAUGGCUCCCAGUGUGGCUUCUGCACCCCUGGCAUUGUCAUGAGCAUGUACACCCUGCUUCGCAACAACCCUGAACCCACAGUGGAGGAGAUUGAGAAUGCUUUCCAAGGGAACCUGUGCCGGUGUACAGGCUACAGACCCAUCCUGCAAGGCUUUAGGACAUUUGCCAGGGAUGGGGGAUGCUGCGGAGGAAAGGGAGAGAAUCCAAACUGCUGCAUGAAUCAAAAGGAAAAUAGCAAGUUAAGUCUCUCACCAUCUUUGUUUAAUCCAGAAGAAUUCCUGCCAUUAGACCCUACCCAGGAGCCUAUCUUCCCACCAGAGUUAAUGAGGCUGAAAGAUGAGCCCCGGAAGCAGCUGUGUUUCCAGGGGGAGCGUGUGAAGUGGAUCCAGACUGCAUCCCUGGAUGAUCUGUUGAAGCUGAAGGCUCAGUAUCCAAAUGCCAAGCUGGUGGUGGGGAACACUGAGAUCGGUAUUGAGAUGAAAUUUAAGAACAAGCUAUUCCCUCUAAUACUCUGCCCGGCUUGGAUCCCUGAGCUGAAUUAUGUGGAGCGUGGCCUAGAGGGCAUCUCCUUUGGGGCAGCCUGCCCUCUGAGCGAAGUGGAGAAAGCCUUGGUGAUGGCCAUAGCUGAAUUGCCUUCCUACAAGACCGAAGUGUUCAAGGGGGUCCUGGAGCAGCUGCGCUGGUUUGCUGGAAAGCAGGUCAAAUCUGUGGCGUCCAUUGGGGGAAACAUCAUCAAUGCCAGCCCAAUUUCUGACCUCAACCCUGUGUUCAUGGCCAGUGGAACCAAACUGACUCUAGUAUCCAAAGGGACCAAGAGGACUGUUCGGAUGGACCACAUGUUUUUUCCUGGCUACAGAAAAACACUCCUAAGUCCAGAGGAGAUACUGCUUUCCAUUGAGAUUCCCUACAGCAGGAAGGGGGAGUAUUUCUCAGCCUUCAAACAAGCCUCCAGAAGGGAAGACGACAUCGCUAAAGUGACCUGCGGAAUGAGGGUCUUAUUCAAACCAGAAAGCAACCAAGUUCAGGAACUGGAUAUCAGUUUUGGAGGCAUGGCUGAUAGAACGGUCCCAGCCCUGAAGACCACCAGGAAGCAGCAGGGGAGAGUCUGGAACGAGGAGCUGCUUCAGGACAUCUGUGCCAGCCUAGCUGAGGAGCUGAGUUUGGAGCCGGAUGCCCCGGGUGGCAUGGUAGAAUUCCGACGGACGCUCACCCUCAGCUUCUUCUUUAAAUUCUACCUGACGGUGCUUCAGAAACUGGGCCAAAACAGUACAGUUAAAUGUGAUAAACUGGAUCCAACCUAUGCCAGUGCCACUUUACUUUUUGAGAAAGAGCCCCCCGCCAAUGUCCAGCUCUUCCAAGAAGUUCCCAAGGGACAAGCUGAAGAGGAUAUGGUGGGCCGGCCCAUCCCCCACCUUUCUGCCGCCAUGCAGGCCUCAGGGGAGGCCGUGUACUGUGAUGACAUCCCCCUCUAUUCCAAUGAACUUAGCCUUCGACUAGUCACCAGCACCAAGGCUCAUGCCAAAAUCAGGUCCAUAGAUCUUUCUGAAGCUCAGAAAGUCCUGGGUUUGUUUGUUUCCUCUCAGCGAUGAUAUUCUGGGAGUAAUGAAACCGGACUAUUUAAUGAUGAAACUGUUUUUGCUAAGCAUAAGGUUACUUGUGUGGGACACUCAUUGGGCUGUGGUCACAGAUACCCCAGACAUGCACAGAGGGCAGCUCAAGCUGUGAAAAUCACGUAUGAGGAGCUUCCAGCCAUUAUCACAAUUGAGGAUGCAAUAAAAAACAAUUCCUUCUACGGUCCCGAGAUCAAGAUUGAGAAAGGGAACCUCAAAAAGGGGUUUGCUGAAGCUGAUAAUGUUGUUUCAGGAGAGCUGUAUAUUGGUGGGCAGGAACACUUCUACUUAGAGACUCAUUGCACAAUUGCUGUCCCGAAGGGUGAAGCAGGAGAGAUGGAGCUCUUUGUGUCCACCCAAAACACAAUGAAGACGCAGAGUUUUGUAGCCAAAGUCUUGGGGGUGCCAGCAAAUCGCAUUGCGGUUCGAGUGAAAAGAAUGGGAGGAGGUUUUGGAGGGAAGGAGACCCGGAGCACAAUAUUGUCUACGGCAGUUGCUCUGGCAGCAUACAAGUGAGACUGGCCCGCCCUGUACAGAUGCAUGCUGGAUCGAGAUGAAGACAUGUUGAUAACUGGUGGGAGACACCCGUUUAUGGCCAGAUAUAAGGUUGGCUUCAUGAAGACUGGGAAGAUUGUGGCCCUAGAAGUUGAACACUACAGCAAUGCAGGAAAUACUUUAGACCUCUCUGGGAGUGUAAGGCUUUUAUUCCACAUGGAUAACGACUAUAAGAUCCCCACACAUUUUCGGGGUACUGGCCGACUAUGCAAGACCAACCUGCCUUCCAACACAGCUUUCAGGGGUUUUGGAGGGCCCCAGGGGCAUGGUUCAUCGCUGAGUACCUUCUGGAUGCUGUGAAGUGCCCUAACCUGUAAACUUCCACUGCAAGAGGUUCGGACGCUGAACAUGUACAAGGAAGGAGACCUGACUCACCUUUAACAGAAGCUGGAGGUGUUCACUUUGCCCAGGUGCUGGGAUGAAUGCCUCGCAAGCUCACGGUACCACAGCAGGAGGAGUGAGAUCGAGAAGUUUAACAAGGAGAAUUGUUGGAAGAAGAGAGGUUUGUGUAUAAUUCCUACCAAGUUUGGAAUCAGCUUCACAGUUCCCUUUCUGAAUCAGGCUGGAGCCCUGAUACAUGUGUACACAGAUGGUUCAGUUCUUCUUACCCAUGGUGGUACAGAGAUGGGCCAAGGCCUUCACACCAAGAUGAUCCAAGUGGCAGCAAAGCUUUGAAGAUCCUCACCUCCAAGAUUUUACAUCAGUGAAACAAGCACUACUACAGUGCCAAACACUUCUCCUACAGCUGCCUCUGUCAGCACUGACAUCAAUGGACAGGCUGUCUAUGAAGCAUGUCAAACCAUCUUACAGAGGCUGGAACCUUUCAAAAAGAAAAAUCCCAAUGGUUCUUGGGAAGACUGGGUCAAUGCUGCCUACUUGGCACCAGUGAGUUUGUCCGCCACAGGAUUUUACAGAACACCCAACCUGGGUUAUAGCUUUAAACCAAUUCUGGGAAAUCCUUUCCACUACGUCUCCUAUGGUGUAGCUUGCUCUGAGGUUGAGAUAGACUGUUUAACAGGUGAUCAUAAGAACAUCUCCACAGACAUUGUUAGGGAUGUUGGCUCCAGCCUGAAUCCAGCUAUAGAUAUAGGACAGGUAAGGAUCUCAUGGAAAAACUAGGGUUGAAACAAAUUUGGGCUUGGCCUCUUUACUCUGGAGGAGCUGCAUUACUCUCCUGAAGGGAGCCUACAUACUCGUGGACCCAGUACCUACAAGAUCCCUGCCUUUGGAAACAUUCCUAUUGAGUUUAGGGUGUCUCUUCUCCGGAAUUGUCCUAAUAAAAAAGCCAUCUAUGCACUAAGGCUGUUGGAGAGGCCCCCCCUCUUCCUGGCCGCCUCCGUCUACUUUGCAGUCAAAGAUGCCAUUUCUGCAGCCCGUGUUCAGAAUGCAGAUUCUAAGAUGAAGGAGCUUUUCCAGCUAGACAGCCCUGCCACCCCAGAGAAGAUCCGCAAUGCCUGUGUGGACAAGUUCACCACUCUGUGUGUUACAAAAGUGCCAGCGAAUUGCAAGCCAUGGUCUAUGAGAGUCUGAGAAGAAAAUUCACAGAACAAUCUCCCUGUUAAGCAGAUGGUGCCUUCAAGA